GUAUGUGCGUGGAGAGCUUCCUGUGUGUAGCUGGGGAACACACGUGGGCAAAAAUAGUGGGAGAGAUCUUUACUGCUUGCAAAACCUGUGCCUGGAAAUUCAUGUAAGCAAGAUGCUGGCGGAGCUGGAUCUGGUUGGGACCAUCCUGGACGAUGAUGAAAUCCCAGAGGAGCCCGAAUCUGAGGAGGAGGAAGAGGAUCAGAAAAUUGUCCUAAACAAAAAGAAAAAGGCCCAUGCUGGGCGGAGUGAGGACUUCAAUGCAGACUUCAUGUUUGGGGAGCGGGAUGGACAGAGUGAUGACAGUUGGGUGAUGGCCGAUGUCAUGAAGCAGCUGAAAAAGAGAACAGCUACCAGUUUGGAUGCGAAGAUAGAAGCCGUGAGGAAAAAAAGGAAAGUCCAGGACAAGACAGAGAUAGAUACAAAAGUAUCAGAUAAUGUGGAGGAAAAAAAUUUGUCUGGUGGUGAUGAUGAUGAUGAUGAGGAGGAAGAAGAUGAGAUGAGCAAGGAAGAAUUUUCUUCCGAAGAAGAGAGUGUGCUAACAAAAGCUGAUACUCUGAGAAUUAAGGAGAAGAAAAAGAAAAAAAAUGACCAGAAGGAUUCAGGUUUUUUUGAGGAUGCUUCUCAGUUUGAUGAGAAUUUGACAUUUCAGGAUAUAAAUUUAUCUCGUCCACUUCUUAAGGCAAUCUCUGCAAUGAGCUUCUCACAACCAACCCCCAUUCAAAAAGCAUGUAUCCCUGUCGGGCUCUUGGGAAAGGACAUUUGUGCUUGUGCUGCCACAGGGACAGGUAAAACGGCAGCAUUUAUGCUUCCGGUGCUGGAACGUUUGAUAUACAAACCACAGAAGACUCCUAUGACACGUGUGUUGUGUUUGGUACCAACCCGUGAGCUGGGUAUCCAAGUGCACUCGGUUACUAAGCAGCUGGCCCAGUUUACAGAUGUCACAAUCUGCCUGACUGUAGGUGGUCUGGAUGUAAAAUCACAAGAGGCUGCGUUGCGCACUGCUCCUGAUAUUUUGAUUGCCACCCCUGGAAGACUUAUCGACCAUCUGCAUAACUGCCCCUCGUUUAGCCUAGAUUCCAUUGAGGUGCUGAUUCUUGAUGAGGCUGACAGGAUGCUGGAUGAAUAUUUUGAGGAACAAAUGAAAGAGAUUAUCAAACUUUGUUCUCGUCAGCGACAGACUCUUCUCUUCUCAGCUACCAUGUCAGAAACGGUUCAGGAUCUAGCUGCUGUUUCUCUUCGCAAUCCAGUGCGUAUCUUUGUAAACAGUAACACUGAUGUUGCGCCUUUCCUGCGGCAAGAGUUUGUCCGAAUCCGACCAAACCGUGAGGGCGAUCGAGAAGCCAUUGCAUGUGCUCUCCUGGCCCGCACAUUCCAGGAUCAUGUGAUGCUCUUCACUCAGACCAAGAAGCAGGCGCAUCGCAUGCACAUUUUGCUAGGGCUGAUGGGGCUGCGUGUGGGAGAACUACAUGGGAAUCUCUCUCAGACACAGAGAUUAGAGGCCCUCAGGCGUUUUAAAGAAGAGCAAAUCGAUAUUUUAGUGGCAACAGAUGUAGCAGCAAGAGGGCUUGACAUACACGGUGUGAAGACGGUGAUAAACCUGACCAUGCCUGCCACCAUGAAGCAUUAUGUGCACAGAGUAGGCCGAACGGCUCGAGCCGGCAGAGCUGGUCGCUCUGUUUCUCUGGUUGGGGAGGAGGAAAGGAAGAUUCUUAAGGAAAUUGUGAAAAAAGCACAGACAGCAGUAAAAGCACGAAUAAUCCCUCAAGAUGUGAUUUCCAAGUUUCGAGAGAGAAUUCAAAAGUCGGAAAAAGAGGUCUAUGCUGUACUCCAACUGGAGCGAGAAGAGAGAGAAAUGCAGCAAUCAGAGGCACAGAUCGGUGUGGCCAAAAAAAAGUUGGAGACAGGGGGAAAGUCAGAAUCUGCACAACAAGAAAGAAGCUGGUUCCAAUCAAGAGAAGAAAGGAAGAAGGAGAAGCUCACACACGCCCUGCAGGAGUUUGAUUUUGCUCUUAGAGGUAAAAAGAAGCGCAAGAAGUUUAUGGUAGACACAAAAAAGAAAGGAGAAAUGACGCCUGAGGAGCGUUCCCAGUUUGAGAUACUGAAAGCUCAGAUGUAUGCAGAGCGUGUGGCUAAGAGAAAUAGCAAACCCAAGAGAGCCAGGGCUAUGCCUGAAGAGGAACCCUCAGACAAGAAGAUAAAACCCAAGAAGCAAAAGAAAAACUCUGUAUUUGAUGAAGAGCUGACAAACACAAGCCGCAAAGCAUUGAAACAAUACAGAGCAGGCCCUUCUUUUGAAGACAGGAAACGUCUGGGAAUUCAGCAACGCAGGAAAGGAAGCAGUUUCAAAUCAAAAUCAAGGUAUCGCAGGAAAUAAGUUGUGACUGGGUGUUCAUCAAGAAUCUAAAGGUUUCUUCAUGUUGAAUGCUGUGUACUUUCCAGUGCUGUAGUAAUGUGUGUCCAUGGGUGAUACCAUCUAUAAAUUGAGAUAUGUCACAUGAACUGGGAACUGUUAAUAUUUAUACAUUCUCUGAUUUAUCACAUUUUUAAUCAGACAGUGUAUCCUCUUCGGAAACAGACCGAUUUUCAUGCUUAUCACGGAUGGCAUGUGCUCAUACCUUCAAUUUAUUUUACAUCUGGGAUUUUACACAGAAGAAAUUUGUAUCCUUCUGUAUAGAAAAUGUAAUAUUUUACUAAUUAAAAUAUUUUAUUUGAUAA
Molecule: messenger RNA, 2715 nt
Organism: Bombina bombina (fire-bellied toad)
Lineage: Eukaryota; Metazoa; Chordata; Amphibia; Anura; Bombinatoridae
Gene: DDX27
Product: DEAD-box helicase 27
Exons: 21
Coding region: 113-2374 (753 amino acids)
Molecular function (GO): RNA helicase activity; nucleic acid binding; ATP binding
Source: RefSeq, a predicted model, not a curated record